UCGGUCGUUCUGGUUGUCCCCACACCUCCACGGACGAAAGCUACUAUUUCUCCGCAAGUCAAACAGGCGAGACAUUUCACUUCCAACCUGUCUUUGGUACCAUGGCCCCACGCAGGCAUGCUCUCAUGCCAUCUUCUUUACAUUUCCGGAUGAUUUUAGUCUACGGCCAGCUCCCGAGGGAACAUGAGAGCCCGUAGCAACUCAACACGUUGUCCGAACUCGAGAACCGAGGCGCCGAGCCCACAGAGGGGCCACAGGGUCUUGCUUGGAGGAAUCCCAGCUGACGACCUCCAUGCAGGUGACCAGUGAUGGACACAGAAUCAGGUCCAACAGAAAAUUCAAUCAAUGAAGAGGUCAACCCUGAGCAAGUACUGAACUCCGUGGAGAGAAUCAUUCUGAGCGUGUUCCUGGCAACACUCAUCAUCAUGACUGUUCUCGGAAACCUCCUGGUCAUGGUGGCUUUGUGCAAAGACCGGCACCUGAGGAAAAAGAAGACUAACUACUUCAUUGUGUCGCUCGCUUUUGCCGACCUCUUGGUGGCGCUGGUGGUGAUGCCGUUCGCGGCUAUUGAGCUGACCACUGGCCGCUGGAGUUAUGGGGAGACCUUCUGCCUGGUCCGCACCUCGCUGGACGUCCUGCUGACAACUGCCUCCAUCCUGCACCUGUGCUGCAUUGCUCUCGACAGGUACUAUGCGAUCUGCUGCCAACCCCUGGUAUACAGGAACAAGAUGACUCCUGUAAGAGUGGCUCUGAUGCUGGGAGGAUGCUGGGUCAUACCAUCUUUCAUCUCUUUCCUUCCCAUAAUGCAAAGCUGGAAUGCCAUCGGCAUCGAGGACUUAAUUGAAGAGAGGAAGUUCAGUGGUGUAGCCAACGAGACAAACUGUGUGUUCCUGGUGAACCGUCCGUACGCUCUCAUAUGUUCUGCAGUGGCCUUCUACGUCCCCUGGCUCAUGGUCCUGGCUUACCAGCGCAUCUACGUGACGGCCAUGGAGCACGCCCGGCAGAUCGGGACCCUUCAGCGGGCGGGGUCGGCGCCCGACAGCUACUUCGGCCAGGACCACCAGGGGUCGAGCCGCAUGAAGAUCGAGACCAAGGCGGCGAAGACGUUGGCGGUCAUCAUGGGCUGCUUCUGCCUGUGCUGGGCGCCCUUCUUCGUCACCAACGUGGUGGACCCCUUCAUCCGCUACAGAGUGCCCUGGCAGGUGUGGACCGCCUGGCUGUGGCUGGGAUACAUCAACUCGGGGCUCAACCCCUUCCUGUACGCCUUCCUGAACCGCGCCUUCCGCCGCGCCUUCCUCAUGAUCCUGUGCUGCGGGGACGACCGCUACACCCACCACGGCAGCUUCUCCCGGCCCUACUCUGCCUCCGUUAACGGCACCUCCAUCGCCCUCAGAUUAGCUUUUCUUCCGAACCGGAGCAGCAGCGAUAAUGGACGACGGAUCCUGUCCAGCGAGAUGGAGUCUCUGGACUCAGUCGGCGGGCCCUAGCGCGGGAGAGCACGGCAGCGUGCGGGAUGCCUCGGGACACGCGUGGAGACGCACACGGACACAAAACCCGCAUCCCGUCCCCACAGCACGGCCGUUCCCCCUCACCCCGGAGGAAGAACAUGGCCGUUUUGCCUGCAGAGCUGGCACAGCUCAGUUUCUCCCCCCCCCCGCCUGUGGUCACUCUGUGAACAUCAGAUACUGCAGGACCACGUUAUAGAGGUCAAAGAGAACAUUUCACAUUAGAGAAUUUACAUUGGCCGCAAUGGAAACUACGCUCUCCAUGGGCUCCUGAAGGCCAUCGUCCAAUGAGGGAACACUGUACUGCCAUCAAUUAGACUUGGGUGGUUAUCCUAAGGCAGUUCUUACUUCCUGCAUCCUUACAGAAGUCUACAUCCUCUGAGGGAAACACAGAGAAACAUAGAGGGCUAGUGACACCUGGCCAAAAGAAUACCCCAAUACGACAGACUACUCGAAUAUCGUGCUGAAGGGAUGCACACAGGACAACAGCAGUCGGUUGAAGGAGGCCUCAUUUUUCAGAGGCCACAUUCAGCUGAAUGGCAAAAUGUUUGCUUGUCUGUACCACUCAUACCGGGAAGAACAUUAUUGUUUAUAUUCUGUUAAUCAACAUAGCCACUAUUGUUUUGGAGUUGUGGGGGUGG
Anguilla rostrata (American eel) is the source of this 2146-nucleotide messenger RNA. RefSeq names its product 5-hydroxytryptamine receptor 4. Gene Ontology annotation, molecular function: G protein-coupled serotonin receptor activity. The record is from RefSeq and is a predicted model, not a curated record. Gene Ontology annotation, cellular component: plasma membrane. Gene Ontology annotation, biological process: regulation of appetite; chemical synaptic transmission; adenylate cyclase-activating adrenergic receptor signaling pathway. Lineage: Eukaryota; Metazoa; Chordata; Actinopteri; Anguilliformes; Anguillidae.